AUGUCAUCCUCUACAGAUAUUGCGUUCGCAGACCUUGCCUCGCACAGGUCAGGCGAUGCAAUUCCCUUCUACGAAACCGAAGGCCAGAUUCUGGAGUUAUGGGACCAGCUGAACGAAUUGAGACUUGAACAGGCCCUCCUCGAAGCUGAAACUACUGUGCCUCUAAUGCAGCAACCUUUGACGGAUGAGGAAAUGGAUUCGCAGGUGACGAUUGCCGAGAAAGAGUGUCUGGAGGCUAGAGCUACAUAUUUACUCAAGCAGAGUGUGGUGGAAGAUGUCCUCAUCGUUGAUCCAGUACUCAAAGCUGUACACUCUGGUCUCAAUGCAACGCCUACGGAGAGAGCUCUACAUCCUUUGAUCGACCGACGAGACACGCUUGAGAUAGCACACACCAAUCUGUCCUCCACUCUCCAAACGCUAUUGAAGGAAGCUGCCAUGCUGUCAGCAGACAGCAUCCGCGCAAUGGAGAAGAAUCGAGCUUUGACCGCGACACUCCUUGUUCUUGCCGAAAAGGUCCAAGCCCAACGAGAUGAAAUUAUAAUGGAUCCAAGGUUCAGCGCACAGCUUGAUGGAUUGCGGAUAGAUGCUGCAACAGCGAGGCAAAGAUGGAGGAUCAUGAAGAGUGUCGUUGCAGCAGUCAUAGCCGGGAGCGGGGUGGAUUGGGCGCGAGAUGAUACUCUACGAGAUCUGGUAUUGGACGACGAGAACGAAGCAGACUGA
Messenger RNA from Letharia columbiana, 720 nucleotides. RefSeq lists its product as uncharacterized. The record is from RefSeq and is a predicted model, not a curated record. The coding region runs from base 1 to 720 and encodes 239 amino acids. Gene Ontology annotation, cellular component: kinetochore. The transcript is spliced from 3 exons. Lineage: Eukaryota; Fungi; Ascomycota; Lecanoromycetes; Lecanorales; Parmeliaceae. Gene Ontology annotation, biological process: kinetochore assembly.